Messenger RNA from Drosophila busckii, 2583 nucleotides. Its product is annotated as coiled-coil domain-containing protein 170. The record is from RefSeq and is a predicted model, not a curated record. Bases 32 to 2557 code for a protein of 841 amino acids. The transcript has 6 exons. NCBI's taxonomy places the organism in Eukaryota, Metazoa, Arthropoda, Insecta, Diptera, Drosophilidae.
GUUGGAACGCGCGCGUUCAAUUCGCGACUCAAUGCCUGCGAAUCUCAGGCCCGAAACCAAUGGCAAUACGCCAGAGGAUUGGCAUGUCUUUGAGCUCUUAUGUGGCAAAUUGUCCUCGAACUCAAGCACAUUGCCAAUCCCCAGUAUGCCAGGGGAUAAUCAUCUGCAUCAUCAUCACUUGGGACUCAGUGGUGGACUAUCGCCGCAUCAUCACCAUUUGCUGGAUACAUCCUGUGGCACGGCAGGCAUCACAGUCAGUGAACAUCAUCAUGGACUUGAUUUGACAACCACGCUGCGCAGUGAACUGGCCGCACUGUCCUACAAAAAGGAGCGUCUAACCAGCGAGCUGACAGAGACACGCAGCGCGCUAUGCAGCAAGGACUCAGAGGUGGAGAAUCUGCGGGCACAGACCGCACGCCAGUCGGCUUUGAUAGCCUCGCUGCAGGGACGACUGCAGUCGGCGGAGCAGCGGGAGCAGGUGGUGCAGUCGCGUUGCGAUGGAACCAUACAGACGGUGCAGCGGGAGAAGCGCAGCUCGGAUGAGCGCAAUAAGGAGCUGCUGUGCAAGCUGCAGCAUCUGGAGGGGCAGCUGGCCAGCGAGGAGUCGCACAAGGAACAGUCUAAGGCGCAGUUCCAUGAGCUGUUGCGACGUCUCAGCGUGGCACUUGGCCUGGAGGUGUGCGAGGGCAAUCAUGCCACGCCCGAGUGUGUAGUGUCGCGUGCUGAGGAGCUGCUGCUGGAGCUGCAGCGGGCAAAGGCCAAGGUGGCCUCCACCUGUGACACGCUGAGCAGCUGCGAGAACGAACUGCUCAAUCUCAAGUCAUUGGCCAACAUAGAGAAGCAACGAUUGAGCGCGCAGCUGGACGGCGCUGGCAAUCAUAACCAUGAGCUGGAGGGACGUUGUCGUCAAUAUGAACGCGAUUUGCAGCUGCAAAGGGAUCGCCUCACUGAGUCCGAAAUCAAUGGCGAGAAGUUGAAGGAGGAGCUGCGUGGCUUUGAGUCGCGUUGCCAUCGAUUGCAAAAUAACUUGGACCGUUGCCAGGGCGAUCGUCUGCAGUUCCUGCGCACUCUAAGCAAUCUGCUCAAUGUGCCUGAACCCUGCGAGACGCUCAUCAAGGAUAAGCUGAGGGAGCUGCUGGGCGAGAAUCAGUCAAUGCAAGCGCAACUGCACUCGAUGCGCGAUCAGCUGAGCUGUGAGCAUGAGAAGCUCAAGGAAACGCAACAGUCCACCGAGUGUCGUCUGCGCUCCGAUGAAGCGCAAAAGUGCGAGAUGGCAGAGCGUCUGGAUAAAUGCCAUGCCGAGAUACACACGCUGCGCAAGGAUCACUUGAGUCUGGCUGAGUUUCUGCAGCGUUUGGCGCAUGCGCUCAACUGGAGUGAAUGCUCAGCGCCGCCGGCUGUGGGUGCGGACACCAAUUUGAUGGCAGACAGCUUGCUGGAACGCGCCGAGCGGCUGGCUGCUCAUUGUGAGCAUGAGCUGGAGAAGGGCUGCUGUGAUCACGUGCAGCAGCAUCAUGGUCAUCAUCAUGGCCAUCAUGGGCCGAGUAAGCUGCGACGAGAGCGCUCCUGUCACGACUUGACGCUGAAGGAGAGCAGCAGCGUCUACAAUUUGCAGCGACGUGUCCGCGUGCUGCGCGAGCAAGUGCAGCGACGGGACCUGCACUUGGAGCUGCUGCGUCGCAAGCUGGCCAUCAUUGAGGAUGGCGCUAGGGGCAAGUGCAUGCUGCAGGGCGAGCGGGAUGAGGCGGUGUGUCGUGCCAAGAAGACGGCCAAGCAGGUGGAUAAGCUAAGCGCGCAGCUGGCGGAUGCGCGUGCUCAGAUUGCGGAGGUCAAGGCACAGCUGGCGGAGGCGGUGGAGUAUAAGAUCACAUCGCUGGAGCGUGCGCGCAAAAUUGAUGAGCUGACCACACAAAUCUGCGAUCUGGAGGAUGAGAAGACCAGAAUGCUGGCGCAGCUGAAUGCGUUAAAGGAGCGUCUAAAGUCCAGCUGUGAAUCCAAUCAGAAUCGACGCUGUCGCGAUGAGGCGCUUAUCAAUUCGCUGCGUGAGGAUGUCAGUCGCCUUAGCGCUCAGCUUUCGGAUGCCAAUCAGCGUCUGUCGCAUUUGCAGUCCUUUCGCACCUCCGUGGCGCGCACUUUGCAUUUGCGUGACUUACCCGAAACGGAUUUGCUGCAUCGCUUGCAGGCGCUUUGCUCGGCUCAUCAGGAAUUCACGCUGCUGUCCAAACGCUAUGAGACUGCCUCGCCCGUCGGCGAUCAUCCGUGCCCGCGUUAUGAUGAUCCUGUGCCGCCCUCUGCGCAUUGUCGCCCGCCGCGUGAGCUUAGUCCGCAUAAGCACGAUCACAGGCAUGAACAUGGCCACGCCCACUCGCAUUCCCAUUCACAUGGCACACGUCAUCUGCAGAGACAGCGCAGCAAGAGUCGCGACAAGCGUUUGCAUGAUGCUUGCUUCGACUCGGAUGUGCAUCGUGCUCAUCAUGGCUGCAAGGAUCAGCUGCUGGCUAAUAAUUCAAGCGGCAGCUGCGACGAGGACUUUGAUUUUAAGAGCAAAUAUUGCUAAACUAACUGCCCUUUUAAACAUUUUAU